Pocillopora verrucosa is the source of this 6788-nucleotide messenger RNA. NCBI's taxonomy places the organism in Eukaryota, Metazoa, Cnidaria, Anthozoa, Scleractinia, Pocilloporidae. The record is from RefSeq and is a predicted model, not a curated record.
AAGCCCUUAAAAUAUUAGCUAUUUGAAACUGAUCCUUCUAUCCUGACGGACGCCGUUCGUGUUAAGUCACCUUUUGAAGAAGUCAUCAAAAUAUCCUCAGCCUUGUAAAACUUUACAAGUUUAACGGGCUUUUAAGGACGAAUUCAACGCUCCAUCGUUGACGAAACGUCGUUUUAAGCUUCCCUUUCAGGAUGGACGAAGAAGAAGAAUAUUACAGUUCCACCACUGAUGACGACUCAGAUAGUUGCGUAUCCGACUCAGAAAAUGGCACAGAUGAAGACGACCAUGGUGAAGAACUACCGGAUCGAGGAGACGGAGAGAUUCAACUCGAAGAUGAAGGCGCGGAUAGCGAUGAAGAGGAAGAAGAACUGGAAAAUGAAGAAGAAUCGUUAUUCGAUGAGAUUGCAGCCUCAGAGAAGCCAACGGCAGAAGAUUCUGAUGAAAAUGAUCCUACACCGAGAAUGAACAUUGACAUGAAUAUGCGCCGUGUUCGUAAAUUUUAUGACGGUCCCAAAGUUAGGCCACAAUAUCUCAACAUUCUGACGGACUUUGUUGACGCGGAGAUUUUCCUGAUUGACGGCGACUCUUUGCUUUUGGAGCUUCUUUGCCAAAAUAGCCUAGACUGGCAACAUGGCGGACAGUUUCUCCAUCUCACCUAUUUACUUGAACGCUUCCUCCAGUAUUUUAAAGAUAAAGGUGGUGUUUUCCACGUUGUCUUUUUCGAAGAAAUGGAGAUCAUCUGGAGGAGUCGACCAUCCAUGCUGUUGGCACGACAAGCUCUAAUUCUUCAUCUUCAGCACAACACACCUUUCACAAUUGAGACAUCAAUAGCAAGUGUUUGGGACAAGCAUUGGAAAGAGUACAUCGAUCGUAAUAUUCCCGCAUUUCUGGUGUUAACUGACGCGGAAAAUGUUCCAUGGAAAAAGACUGGAGAGACGAAAAAGCUUGAUGUGGCGGUGGAGUUUUUCUUCCGUUGUCUUCUGUUACAUUGUCUUGGACAAGGAUUGAAUUGUGUCUUUAUCUCAGGCGUCCAGAUGACUGCGACAAAAGUGACGGGAUAUUACAACGAGUCCACCUCAAAACAUAGAUCAUUCCUCAGGAAGCAUGGUGAAGCAGUCUGCAAUACAUGGGAUUGGUUGAUGAGGUAUUGGCGCCGUCAGUGUACUCAGGAAAACAUCGCCGGACGUGCAGUAACAGACAAUCAGAUUGAUCUCCAGUCGGAAGUUGAAGUUGCUCUUCAAUCUCCACCACAAGGUGGAUGUCGGGAGGUUGCCACAAUCCUUGCUUGUGUGCAAGUCCUCUUACUACUACUUCACGACGACAAUAUCAGUAAGGAUGCGAUGAAGAUUGCCGAGGAUAAGGUCAAACUUUUCCUUCUUCAAUCUGCACUUCUAAAGAAACUUCCGUUGAAGUACAGGGCUCAUACUGUAAACAGUUCUUUGUUGGACGAAUUCUGCAAAGCGAAAGAUGGCAAAGUUUAUCCAUUUUACGAAAUCCAUACAAGUUUAUGGCAGAUUUUAAGGAUGAUACAAUCAGCUUUGAGAGAUGCUUAUAAAGACGACAGUACCGCCAAUGUAUUAGACAUGACUUCAGUGGCAGAUUUAAUGGACGGACGCCUAAUCCAUACUCUCUUCUGGCUCAUCAUGAAACAGACGUCACAGGGAUCAAAAGACCUCAGUCUACCCCAGGAUGUUAAACGAGAUGUUGAGUCUGCAUGGGAGAAAGUUGUCGCUCUUGUGAAUGGAUCAUGUCAUUCAGAUUCUCUAGAAAGUCGAUUUUUUCCAUUUUUUGACGAAAGUUCUACAAGCCUCCUUUACGAGGAAGGAACAAGUCCUGAUCAAGACUCCAGCGCGAAGCUCAAAAGGCUACUAUACGUUGGAAGUGCUCUUGUGAAUGAGUAUGUUGGUGAUAUUAGAUCAAGAAUCAACGCCAUGGCUGGAGACGAGACCGAAGACAAAGUGUUUCCGAUUGGCAAAGAAUUUGAUGAGCUGUACCACUGGCAUUCUCUGAAGCCACUAUCUGAUGAUUUCGACAGGACAAAGCAGGCUUUUAAGGAUAAGCCUCCGACUGACCCCGAAGAAAGAAAAAGAUAUUUUAGACAAAAGAUGCUGUACGUUCGCUAUAAUAGAUUUUAUGGAAACUCUCUUGUUGGUGGUAUAGACGAUGCCAAAAUUAUCACCGUCAAGAAAGAGGUUCCAAAGAAGAAGAAAGGAAAGAAAAAGGAUGGAAAGAUGGGAGAAAAAGCAAAGCGAAUUAUCGAACAGAACGAAAAAAAACGCAAAGAUGAAGAAAGACAAAGAGAUCAAGAAAAAUGGAGCAACUUUCUUAAAGACAUCGACAACAACCUGAAGAAGGACAACUUCAGCACUGUUUUGCAGUUAGUCGAUAAGUAUCUCGCAGAUUGCAAAACUCCCGAACUUCAUCUUCAAGCGCUGAUGAAAAAGGCACAAAGUUGCCUUGGAGCCUGGCAGCAGACAAGAGCUGCUAACGCUGGAUCUAAUGACAUGAAAUAUCCUGUACUGCUGCUAGAGAGUGUUCAGAAAAUGGCUGAAGACUUCCACAGCCUUCUUACCGACAAAGACAAAAAGAAACUGGCUGGAUUUAUGCAGAAGCUGGGAUUCGAUGACAUUGCAGCCACGCUUUACGAUCUACCUGAAGAAAGUGAGAGAAAAGCACAACAGCUAUCGGUCCACACUACAAGCGCAAGAUUCCAACUUGACUACAUGGGCCAUUUACUCAAGCGGGAAACAAGAACUGAUCGUGACUCGAGGGUUGACCACUUCAUUCCCGAUACAUGGCAGCGUGAACUUCUUGACGCCGUGGAUAACAACGAGUCAGCGGUAAUAGUGGCACCCACCUCGUCGGGAAAGACUUUUGCCUCAUACUACUGCAUGGAGAAAGUGCUGACUCAAGACAAUGAUGGUGUGGUGGUUUAUGUUUCCCCAACGAAGGCCUUAGUGAAUCAAGUUGCUGCUACAGUUUACGCUCGCUUUCGUCGUAAAAAUCUUCCAGAGGGAAGGGCAGUGUAUGGUGUUUUCACGAGGGAUUAUCGAUACAACACGUUGAACUCUCAGAUCCUUGUUACAGUUCCUCAAUGUUUGGAGAUACUUUUUCUCUCGCCUCGUAGACAAGAUUGGACGAAAAACAUUAGAUACGUAAUCUUCGAUGAGGUUCACUGUCUUGGUCAAGAAAUUGGUGCUGAAGUCUGGGAGCAUCUUCUUCUUCUCAUUCGCUGUCCCUUCUUGGCGCUUUCGGCAACCAUUGGAAAUCCAGAUGACCUUACAAGGUGGUUGCAAGCCGCUCAAAGCUUUCGAGAGCAGCAAGACAAACAAGAAAAUGGCCAGAUGAGAGAGUCCUACAGAAUCAGACUAGUUCACUUUCAUGAACGAUACUCAGAUCUGGAGAAGAGUGUUUACCUUCCGAGUCCUAGCAAUGGUGGAUUCUCUGAAAAGUCCAGGAAAUACGAGGGUACUUACGAUGUCAAAGCGACUGGAGAGUUUGCGAGGCUUCACCCUUGUGCUCAGCUUGCAGCAAAACAGCUAAAAGAGAAUUCCUUCCCAAGAGAUAUGGAUUUCACUCCUCGAGAAUCUCUACAACUUUUUGAUGUUAUGACUAUGCACUGGCCAGACAAAGAAUCCUUGCAGAAACUUUCCCCCGAGAGGUACUUCGAGAAAAAUAAGUUCAUUGACAAGAGCUGCGCACGAAAGUACGAAAAGGACCUGAAGAAAGAAUUCAAGUCUUGGGCCGAUGAAAAACAUUUUGAGAAGGUUGAAGCCGUUUUACAGUCACUGAAUUCUAUUUUGCUGGAGAAACAGGCUUCGACUGAAGAGGAAUGGACUCAGCUAGGAAUGCCUUCGUCGGGAAAAAUUUUCAUUUGGAAAAAUUUCCCAAAGCUUGUGGAACAACUUAAGGCUCAAAAAAAACUGCCAGCGCUUAUUUUCAGCUUUGACCGCAAGUUUUGCGAAGAGUUGGCGUUUGGUCUCGCUGAGCACUUUCAAAAACGAGAGGAGGUUAUUAAACGCCAGAAUAAAGGGAAAGACUCUAAGCUUGCCGAAAAGAGGGUAAAAAAGGCGAACAAGGAAUUUAAAAGGCUGAGAGAUGAAGAGACAGAGAGUACAAACGAAGAAAGAUUGGACGACCAAGUAAGACAACAGUACGAGAAAGAUUCCUCGUUCUUAAAUGAUCCUUUACCAGCGUGCACAGUUGCCUUUACACACAAAAUUGGAGACGAGGAUUUACAAAAGAUCAUGCAUCGCAUUUGGUAUUUGCGUGGCUAUUCACUUUUAAAGGAAGCUUUAAGACGAGGAAUAAGUUACCAUCACGCUGGACUGAAAAACAAAAUUCGCGGCACCGUGGAGAUCUUAUUUAGAGAGAAGUACCUUCAGGUCGUUACAGCAACAGGAACCUUGGCCCUUGGUAUUCAUAUGCCUUGUAAAACGGUCGUGUUUGCUGGAGAUUCACCCUAUUUAAACUCUUUGCAGUACAGACAGAUGUCUGGCAGGGCAGGUCGUCGAGGUUUUGACCCUGUAGGAAAUGUAGUGUUUUUUGGAGUUCCUUCCCGUAAAGUUCAACGUCUCAUUACAGCCAAUGUUCCAAAGAUUGUUGGGAACUUCCCCAUUAACGUAUCAUUGGUGUUGCGCUUGCUUCUGAUGACAUCAAAGGGAGAUGAUCGGGAGGAUGCUCUCACGAAGGCUCUCUCACUGCUGUCGCACCCUUUCAUCUCCAUCACUCACCCCGAAAUGGAGAGCCAGAUCAAGAAACAUUUCUUAUUCUGCGUCGAGCUCCUUACCAGAUUGGGUCUUGUAAAACAAGAAAACGGCGCUCCUCUACAGAUGGCAGGACUGGCGACACAUCUUCACUAUCAUGAGCCCUCAAACUAUGUCUUGGUCAGUUUUCUUCAACGUGGUCUUUUCCACAAGAUCUGUCAACCGGAAGAGAAUGGAAAAUUCUCAGACGACGUGUUGAGAAAGAUGGUGCUCGUUCUAAGCCACUUGUUCGGCAGACGAUCCCUUCACGCUUCAUUCAAACGAACGGUCCAUUUGUGCCCCACGUCAAAAGUAAUUUUGGACGAUCUUCCCAAUGAAUUUGCUACAGCUCUAAGAGAGUACAACCGCCAAGUCACAGAUGUCUUUAGUCAGUACCUCACUGCGGUGGCUGCAGACCUCGAAAAGGAAAGAGGAGAGGAGAACAAACUCCCUUUAUCGGGCAUAGAAUAUCCAAAGCAAGGAAGUGUCGGUGACGAUGACAAGUACGAUGUUAUCGAAAGGCUCGUGUCCUCAUCCAUACCGUACUCUGCCUGCUCUUCCUUCGCUGCAUUGUCGGGAAAUUCAGACUUACGAUUGCAUUCUUCGAGCGAGACCGCAGCCAGUUAUCCGGAAUCAGACGAAAGCGAUGUCGAAGUCGCCAACGAGAACGUGACAGUUGAGCUUGGAAAUGAUGAAGAAGAUAAGGAAGAAGAACGAAUUGAUCAUCUGCUUGAGAUUGUUCGACAAGAUGUUUACACCGACAUCAAUAUUGUUCCCAUCCUCCGUCUAAAAAACUGCAACUCAGUUGGAACAGUUCAGCCCUUGAAUGCAUAUGCUCUGGAUUUUUUCAAGCACGGGUCUGUUAAAGCCAUUCAGAAAGAAAACGGAAUCAAGGCCGGAGAAGUUUUUCAAAUCUUAAAGGAUUUUCUUUUUACCAUUAUGUCAAUCAGUGCUUCUGUUGAGGAGAUGUGUCCUGAAGAGGAAUACGACAAUGUGGUUGCAGCUUUUAAACAGCUCGUCGAUGAGUAUAGAAACAAGUUUAGAAAGCAGUUCGAUGCAGAUAUUUGAAAUGGUCCCUCCAAAAGUUGAUUAAGUGUCCUUAAAAAAUCGCCAAGUCAACGAAAGAAAGGAUUUGCCGAUUGCUAACCGAUUUGAAGCUAUAAUUUUUUAGGACAAACAUAGGAGAUUAAUGCGAAAAACUCUUGUUUUCUAAAGGGAGAGUAAACAAUAAAUUGCGACCGUAAUCGUCUUCUGAUAAAACUCGUGAUUACCUUUGAGAGUCAACCUCAAAGUAGCGAUAGUAAUAUUUCUCCCUUAAAAAAAUCAUUUUGUUGUGACAAAGCAAUAGGAAUGUAUCUUUCCUUGCGCGGAAUGAUAGCGGGAAAGAUGAGCUUGGAUAGCCCAGAACACAGUAUUCGCUUCAUAGCGUCCACGGGCGCUGCCAGUAAUAUGAUAACAACAAGUACAAUCUUCUAAGUGUUCAUGUAGGGCUAUUCACCUAAAUACUUCGUUUUAACCACAAUUACAAAAACAAGUGAGCAUAUAUCUAUGAAACACACGUUCAAAAUCAGAUUCACUUUACUCGUAAUUACAAAAGUGCACUGAUUUUAUAACCUACCUCAUUGGUACUUAAUUUGGCGCUUUUGGCGAGUGUAUUUCUCGGGGUUUAUUUUCGUAAAGACAAUAGCGUUAAAUGUCGCAAUUCAAGCGUUCUCAACUUCAUUUUAUUUUCCAAAAUGUCUUCACUUUUGACGACUAACGAAAGAUAUUCAAAGGAUUUUUUCCGAAUCUAGCGAUUCAGAUGAAGAUGAUAGCAGGAUUCUGAACUAUAUAUACUCGAAAUCUUUGCAGUUUAACGCCAUUUCACAACAGAAGAUCCAACAUAGAAUUUACUAGUAAGACCAUCAUGAAAUGAUAUGUGUAUUUGUCGAUACAUGUUCUGUAUUUGUUGUGGUUAUUAUAUGUUAAUCUUUUUUUACCGGUGAUUUGAAUUUUCUAUGGAUGAUAAAAUUUCACGCGUUAAAAUUCUGCGAAGAUUUUUAU